This is a messenger RNA of Humulus lupulus (European hop), 810 nucleotides long. Its product is annotated as glycine cleavage system H protein 2, mitochondrial. Lineage: Eukaryota; Viridiplantae; Streptophyta; Magnoliopsida; Rosales; Cannabaceae. Gene Ontology annotation, biological process: protein lipoylation; glycine decarboxylation via glycine cleavage system. The coding region runs from base 109 to 576 and encodes 155 amino acids. The transcript has 3 exons. The record is from RefSeq and is a predicted model, not a curated record. Gene Ontology annotation, cellular component: mitochondrion; glycine cleavage complex; cytoplasm.
AGUACCAACCAACGUAGUAAUAUAGAUUAAUAACCUAGUGGAGUUUAUAGGGAAGCACCCAUAUAAACAGUGUUUUUUUUUUCGGGGGGGAGAAAAGCUGAAACAAAAAUGGCUGCAAGGAUGUUAUGGGCUUCAAGGGCUGCUUCAUACCUCAGAAUCUCUGUCUUCAACCGAGGCUUUGCUUCUGUUGUGAAGGAUUUUAAGUAUGCUGACUCCCAUGAAUGGGUGAAAGUGGACGGAAAUUCGGCUACUGUAGGCAUAACCGAUCAUGCUCAAGAUCAUUUAGGUGAUGUUGUGUAUGUUGAAUUGCCAGAAGUAGGAGCUUCUGUAACACAGGGUGAAAGUUUUGGUGCUGUUGAAAGUGUCAAGGCAUCAAGUGAUAUUUAUUCUCCUGUAUCAGGAAAGGUAACUGAAGUCAAUGAGGAGCUCAGCACCUCGCCUGGUUUGGUCAAUGGAAGUCCAUAUGAGAAUGGAUGGAUAAUGAAGGUUGAGAUAAGUGAAUCGAGUGAAGUGAAGAACUUGAUGGACUCUGACCAGUACUCAAAGUUUUGUGAAGAAGAAGAUGCAAAGCACUGAUUAAUGCCAUGCCAUGUUACUGAUGCAUUAUGCCAAGGAGGUGGAGCCAAAAAGUGGAGUUUUUCUAAUUUUUAUCCGUGUUUUCAUUUCAUUACUUCCCUGUGGCUGUGAGCCAUCAUAAAGUAAGCUUAGUGUUUGCAUCCAGAUUAAGAGUGAAUCUGUCCUUGUAACAUUUAUAAAUUUUUAUUGCAUAACAUUUUAGCUUACCUAAAUAAUAUUUUAAAAUUUAAAGCA